AUGGAAGAAUUUGAAGCCGUUGAAGUUCAUGGUGUGUUGAAGUCUGAAUUGGAUAAAUAUUUGGAUGAUGAAUGUGAAAAGAUGACUCAAGUGAGCUUUGAUAUUCUGUACUGGUGGAAGACAACAGGAUCGAAGUAUCCAACUCUUUCUCGCAUGGCUAGAGAUGUGUUGGCCAUCCCAGCAUCCACGGUUGCAUCGGAAUCUGCAUUUAGCACGGGCGGUCGUGUUGUUGAUCACUUUCGUAGUUCUUUAACUCCCAAAUUGAUUGAAGCACUUAUAUGCGCACAAGAUUAG
This is a messenger RNA of Striga hermonthica, 294 nucleotides long. The record is from the annotation of a GenBank genome assembly. Lineage: Eukaryota; Viridiplantae; Streptophyta; Magnoliopsida; Lamiales; Orobanchaceae.